Molecule: messenger RNA, 453 nt
Organism: Colletotrichum gloeosporioides
Lineage: Eukaryota; Fungi; Ascomycota; Sordariomycetes; Glomerellales; Glomerellaceae
Exons: 3
Coding region: 1-453 (150 amino acids)
Source: RefSeq, a predicted model, not a curated record
AUGCUUAUGGUUGUAUCAAUGAUUCCUGCCUUCGGUCUCUAUCUUAUGACUGGAACCGGGCGUCUACCGGGACUUUUGAUCUGGACUCUUUUUCCAUCCAGCUUCGCUGACAGAGCUAAGAAGUGGGUCACCGGGACCGUCACGUCCAUCGCCUCCUGGAUCGGAAACGCCAUAGGGUCACACACAAAUCAAGCUCCAUGGGCACCCGCAUACGUCCCAGCUAUGAUUGUUUGUGGCGUAAUGUAUGAUUUGAGGUGUGUCUUGUUUAUCGCUUGGGGGUUUUACUGCAAGUCGAUCAUGUCUGAGAAUUCUGAUGUAUUCGAGAAUCAGCGCAGGGAUGCUGUUGUUCCGGAAAUGGAGCUAUCACUGCAGGAGUCUUCUCGACAAGGUCAAAUUCAAGACGAAUCAGAUGUCACUGACCGGGAGAAUGUGUCUUCCAGAUAUAGCAUGUAG